ACGGCUACCGUUGUGUGUUGUAUCGUGUUUGUUUUCGUUUACGAAAAUUAAGCAGCAGAAAUGUUACGGAGGCAAGCACGAUUACGUCGAGAAUAUCUGUACAGAAAAUCUGUGCAAGAUAAAGUGAAAUGUAUUCAAGAGAAGAAAGAUAAAUUGAAACACAGUUUGGAAGAAAAUAUACCGAUUCAUCCGGAUCUAAGGAAAAGCGCAUUACAUGUGCAAAGGAAGAUCGAAUGGGAGGAUGCUGGACCGGAGAUGGCAGUGGCCAUGGGUACAGAGAUGGGCGGUACCAUAGCCAACCACGAGGAUGACGAGUAUCGUUGGGCUGGCGUGGAGGAUCCAAAGAUCGUCAUCACAACGUCUCGCGACCCAAGCUCCCGGCUGAAGAUGUUCGUGAAGGAGCUCCGUCUGAUGUUCCCAAACGCACAGCGAAUGAACCGUGGUAACUACGAGAUGAAGCAGCUAAUCCAUGCUUGUCGUGCCAACGAAGUCACUGACUUUAUCAUCGUACAUGAACAUCGAGGUGUUCCUGAUGCUCUGGUGAUAUGCCAUUUGCCUUAUGGACCGACAGCCUACUUUACAUUAUCCGGUGUCAUAAUGCGACAUGAUAUUCCUGAUAUUGGUACAAUGUCAGAACAGUAUCCACAUCUAAUCUUUCAUAAUUUUAAGACGAAACUAGGAAUAAGAGUAAUGAACAUAUUGAAGUACCUGUUUCCUGUACCAAAAGAAGAUAGCAAGAGAGUAAUUAGUUUUGCUAAUCAUGAUGAUUACAUUUGUUUCCGACAUCACACAUACAAGAAGACUCAAGGAAAGAAUAUCGAAUUGACAGAGGUUGGACCACGCUUUCAAAUGAAAUUAUAUGAGAUUAAAUUAGGAACUCUAGAUACUGAAUCUGUCGCUGACACAGAAUGGGCUUUGAGACCUUAUAUGAAUACAACUCACAAAAGGAGAUUUCUGUCUGAUGAUGAUGGUUGGCAACAAGAAGAUAAUUUAAUUUAA
Molecule: messenger RNA, 999 nt
Organism: Cyphomyrmex costatus
Lineage: Eukaryota; Metazoa; Arthropoda; Insecta; Hymenoptera; Formicidae
Product: U3 small nucleolar ribonucleoprotein protein IMP4
Exons: 1
Coding region: 61-999 (312 amino acids)
Biological process (GO): rRNA processing
Cellular component (GO): Mpp10 complex; nucleolus; small-subunit processome
Molecular function (GO): rRNA primary transcript binding; snoRNA binding
Source: RefSeq, a predicted model, not a curated record